AUGUCAUCCUCUGUUGAAUACGGAAAGCCCUACGUACAAUACAUCGAAUGCGACGAAGACCUGUCCCCAAGCACAGCAACAGUUCCACGGUCCUCAGUGGACACGUACGCAUCCACAGAUUCUUCAGACGAGGACGAAGAAGAAGUCGUUGCCUUGGAACGAGAAGGAGACCUUGCCAGAGGCCGUGGCUGCGACUACAUCCCGCCAUUACCAUCCUACUACCAUGAAAUCACCGAGCCCAACGUGCUCGCUUCCACCCCCAGGGAGUUCGCCGAGCUGUACCCCAGCAUGGACCGUCUUUCCAUCCGGCACGACGACUUCACCACCGACGGCAAUAUGAACCUGCGCGUGGACACCAUGGCCGCGCACAACCGCCGCAACGGCAAGAGGGUGGCCGUGCAGCUCUUCCACCUGCGCAUGUACGACCUGGCCAAGCGUGAGUUCUCCCUCCGUCGGUAUUGCCGCGAGUCAGGCCGCGAGGUGUGCAACUCGAAGCGCAGGGAGGACCACGACGUCUCGCUCAGCAGCAACGGCCGCCCCACCCUGCAGCGGUCCAUGUCCACGGCCAUGAAGAGCCUGGCGCGCCCGCACCACAUGCGCCGACACAACUCGAGCGGCGGGUCGUCGUCGUUGUCGAACCCUGCCGCCGCCCAGGGCGACAGCACCAAGCGCCCGGCCACCUCCCACUCCGACACGAGCGUGGAUGCGGGCAGCGUAUCGUCUUGGUCCUCGGGCGGCGGAGAUCACCACAAGCAGGGCCAGCCUCGUCCCAGCAGCAACGCCAUCAAGCUCGAGUUCAGCAACUAUGCGCGCGUGGACGUGGAGCGGAAAGGCUCCAACAAGAAGAACACGCGCUAUGAGUUUGCGUGGUGGGGCCACAAGUAUAUGUGGAAGCGCGUGGUCGAGAAGCACCUGGAGGGCGUCGUCUCGUUCCAUCUUAUUCGCGAUGGCCAGCCGAACCCUGUUGCGCAUAUCGUGCCCGAGACACGAUCGCCCAACCAGGUCGAAGAUGACGAGAGGGCCGGUGGUUGGGUCCCGCCCUGCUUUAUGUGGAUUAAUGACCAUGGUGUUCUUGAUGCUGCUACUGAUGUUGCCGAUGUCAUCAUGGCAAGUGGUCUCAUGGCUCUCGUCGACGACUGCAUCAGAGAGCGCUGGCAAACCAAGAAAUCAUCUCGCAUACCCGUUCUGGGUGAGAUCGAGUCAACAGGGCCUCGUGCCUUCAUGCAUCGUGUCUUUACGCAGCGCAGGUCAUCAGGGGACCAUCAUAACCACCACAAUAGCCCACUCCGAAACGCCAGCCCUAUUCCUGCUUUCUAG
Messenger RNA from Cryphonectria parasitica EP155, 1317 nucleotides. RefSeq lists its product as uncharacterized. The transcript is spliced from 2 exons. NCBI's taxonomy places the organism in Eukaryota, Fungi, Ascomycota, Sordariomycetes, Diaporthales, Cryphonectriaceae. The coding region runs from base 1 to 1317 and encodes 438 amino acids. The record is from RefSeq and is a predicted model, not a curated record.